Molecule: messenger RNA, 7341 nt
Organism: Xenopus laevis (African clawed frog)
Lineage: Eukaryota; Metazoa; Chordata; Amphibia; Anura; Pipidae
Gene: znf646.L
Product: zinc finger protein 646
Exons: 3
Coding region: 405-6656 (2083 amino acids)
Source: RefSeq, a predicted model, not a curated record
ACUUCAACAACUACAUUUGCCUUCAUUUCUUUCCCUCCAUCCCCUCAAGCUCUUCCCUGGGACUGACUGGAGCCCUGGCCACACCUGGGUUAUUCCACUGACACGAUUCUCCUGCCCUCACUGUCUCCUGCCAUAGGAAUGGGGAAAGCACUGUGAGACUGACUUCAUAACAAAUGUAUCUAGUACAAGAGGAAUCAGACAUGCUGCUUUGGUGCUCAGGUCACCAGAGAUGCAAAUCCAAGAGAGUUGCAAGUAUCCUCUUGAAAACCUGUUGAAAAUGCUCUUUUUCUACCUCAAUCUCGUCGUAGCUGAAGUUGAUGACUUCUAUGUCCUCAGGGCUGAGCGACCACCUUUGGUGACUGGGGAGAGUUCAUGUUAAACAUCUAAUCUAUUCCAUCCUCAGUAUGGAUGAAGGACAUUUUGGGUCGGACCAAUUGGAUGAGGCAUCUGACAAUCCAAUGAACUUCUCCGGCAUGCCGAAGCUAGGGAGCCCCCUGCAAUCUCCCAAGGAAGAGAGACCUUACAAAUGCAACCAGUGUGACAAGACUUACCGCCAUGCAGGAAGUUUGGUAAAUCAUAAAAAGACCCAUCAGAUAGGACUCUACUCGUGCCUCAUCUGUCAGAAAGAAUACUCCAACCCGAUGGGAUUGAAAAAUCACCUGCGUAUUCAUUCAGAGGAAAAACGCUUCAGAUGUGCUGAAUGCGGAGAGUGUUUUCGUAUGGCACGGGAACUUUCCAGUCAUAGCAAAGAAGCCCAUGCCUUUUACUGUGCGUCCAAUGGAGAAAAUGCUCCAGGCAGCCAAGAAUGCAUGGACUCCACUGCACCUGUACUGGCCGAAAACAACAGCUUGAUUAGUAACAUAGAGAAUUACAUUGUGGAGUCCAUGGUGCCGGGAGAUUUCUCACAACUUAUUUCAAAGUAUUACCCAGAUGUCAAUGGGGAAGCAGAGCAUGAAGAAAGCCGCAAUGAAAAACUGGAAACGGCCACAGAGCUAAUGGAUGAGAAUGUCACUGACAACGGCUCCGAGGAACGCCGGUACAAAUGCAAACAGUGUGGGAAGGCCUAUAAACAUGCAGGUAGCCUGGCCAAUCACAAGCAGACCCAUAAAGUUGGAGUCUAUCAGUGUGGCAUCUGCUUCAAGGAGUUCCCAAACCUUAUGGCAAUGAAAAAUCAUUGCCGUCUGCACUCUGACUCCAGAAAUUCAUGGCUUUUUAAAUCCCCCUAUUCCACUGCGAUUCUACUCGACCACACUACAGUAAACGAUACAGCACUUAUAAAGCCACAACCAGCCAUAUUUAAUUCUAGAGAUGUGCAAGAAAAGUGUGACGAACAGCUGGCAAUGUUAGAUGGUUCAGAACUCAGCAUGUCAGAAGAAGAGACACUAAACGCACCUCUUGACAAACGUUGCAGUUUGCAAGAUAGUCCUCCAAAGUUCUCAAGUCCUUCUGGAAAGUCCAUUGGGCAACAGACUGGUAUAGACACAAGUAUAGACAUUGGCCUUCAGGAUUCAUGCAAAGAUAGCACAGUUUUCAAUAUAAGUGCAGCAGCUCUUUUACAUUCUUUUAGACCAGAGGAUAAAGCUGGCCAAAGCCAGUCAGAGCAACUUGGACUAGAAGGUACAGAUGAUGAAGAAGCUAAGCCAGGGGAGAACUUGGAACACCGACCUUUUAAGUGCCAAUUGUGUGAAAAGACUUAUAGGCACGCAGGAAGCCUUAUUAACCACAAAAAAACUCAUGAAACCGGAGUGUAUAGUUGCAAUGUGUGCUCUAAGCAGCUUUUUAACAUGGCGGCCUUAAAAAACCAUCUCCGAGCUCACUUCAAGUCCAGAGCAGGAAGGCGGUUGGGAGACCACUAUUUUGAACCCGCUAGCUUUUCUGAUGAACUUUUUAACAGUGCAGAGGAAUCUUACAAAUGUGAAGUUUGCAAUGAACUAUUACUGAGCGAGAAAGACUUUUUGCAGCAUCAAGUGUUUCAUCAACAAGAUUAUGUAAAAGAGGCCUAUAAUGAUGCCCCUAAGGCAGAAGUUGACACUACCAUGGAGGACAGUUGGGGUGAAAAUCUCCAGGGUUCUCAAGGCAGCAGUGAGGACUCUGCUUACUCAAGUGGCCCUGUCAUUCUAGAUGCGAUCAAGAGGGAGGUCGAAAAUCUAUCUUCUCAGCAACCGCUAGAGCAGAGUUCCCAUCAGGGCACAACAGAAAAGCGUGGUGAGGACUGUAGGAAAGACAGCAUAGGUGAAGCGAUCCAGGAUACUUUAGCAUGCUCUUCAGAAGAUCAGAUUAUUUUAAAAGAAACAGACUUUUCUGGGGUGGAAGUACAUGACCCAACAUCGGAUGAUCGGCCUUAUAAAUGUGAAGCCUGUGGAAAGUCUUAUAGACACAAAAGUAGUUUAUUGAAUCAUAAAUUAACUCACCAGACGGGAGUUUAUCAGUGCUCCGUUUGCCCCAAGCAAUACUCCAAUCUAAUGGCACUGAGAAACCACCUCCGCUUCCAUUCUAGACGUCCUUCUGGAAGACAAAGUAGCACUUCCCUACAAAGUCAUCAGUUUCCUCAUAACCAGUUAGACGAACCUCAGAAUAUGGGAAGUCCUACCCAUGUGCCAGCUUUACAAUUUAGUUUAAAUGAAGAGGAGACCUACACAACUCCAAUGAAUGAAGCUGAUGUUGCCAGCACUGAGCAAACACCAGAUGAGCUGCUUUGUUCCUGUGGGAAGUUCUUUAAUUGUGCGAAAAGCUUUCAGACUCACAGUCAGUUGUGUGUGAAAGCAGUAGCUGACCCUACAGCGAUCUCAACAGUAUUAAAAAGUGAAACAUUUUUGCAUUCUGAAGGCGUUGUUUGUGACACAAAAGAGGCAACAGAGGCUCAUGGAAACAUUCCAGAAGCACAAGAACAACAAACAGGAAAAAGGCUGUAUGAAUGCAACCUUUGUGAAAAGUCCUAUAGACAUUCAGGUAGCUUAAUUAACCAUAAGCGGACACAUCAGACAGGAGACUAUGUGUGUUCUGUUUGCUCCAAGCAUGUACAUAACUUGGCUGCCUUAAAAAAUCACCUCCGAAUUCACCACAAAAUUAAAAGAAGACCAGGAGAAAGAAGUGACCAUUCUGGGUUUCUCUUUCCUGAUAUGUAUUACUCCCAGGGAAACCAGGACAUUUUCAGCUGUGGGAAUUGUGAUGAAAUGUUCCAAAGUGAACAAGACCUUGUGUCUCAUCAGGAGGUGCACCUUCUGCUGGGGGAUAGUUUGGAUCAGAGGCAGGAUUCAGGCAUGAUGGAAUUGAAUGUGACGAGUACAGAAGAAAAAGAAUCCAGUUUUAUGGUUAUUGAGGACUAUAAUGACUGCGAAGGUUUAAAGGUCUCAGAACUUAAGGGGAAAGAUCAUGAUCCUGAAAAUGAAGACAUCGAUUCUACAGAAAAGAUAAAGGAAAACAGUUACUCCUGCGAAGAGUGUGGAGAGCAGUUUACAAGUGCUGUACAAUUAACAAGUCACAAACAUACUCAUCAGACAAGUAUAUACCAGUGCUCAUUCUGCCCCAAAGAGUAUCCUGACUUGUUAUCCUUAAGGAAUCACUUUGUGUCCCACACAAAGUUCCAGGUUCUCAGGAAUGGUAAUCGAGAAGCCUCGGAUGGGUCAGAGGAUCAGGAACUUGUAGACGGCCUUCCAUCAUUUGAUAAUCGUUAUGACUGUGGUCACUGUGGAAUGGAUUUCUCAAAUGAAGCAGAUUUCCAUCAGCACCAGGUUGCACACGAAAAGCAGGUUAUCCAUGGUAAUUCUAUUGAAGAUGAUCAGUUGCGAGAGUUUUCAUUACCUAUGCACACAUCAGAGCAAGAGCUCUUAAGCAGCAUAAAUAAUGAGAUGGAAGGUGGUGAGUCCAGUGAAGAGUCUGAUGGAGGCCCUCACCUAUCCCAUAUAUGUGGCUUCUGUGGCAAAACCUAUGAUGAUUUGGGAAGUUUAGAGGCGCACAGUUUAAGUCAUGCGGAUGAAGAACCUCCCGCAGAUAAAAGCACUGUUUGUGCCAAAGAGGAUUUAGAGGAUACAAAUGUGCAAGCAGACAUAGAUACAAAGCAAGAAGAAGAAGAAGAAAUCAAUCCUGCUGAGCCUUCCAAAAAUGAUGAACCUCAAGAACGUCCUUUUACCUGUGACAAGUGUGGAAAGUCUUAUCGCCAUGGAGGGAGCUUAGUAAAUCAUAAAAAGACUCACUUAGUAGGCAACUUUAAGUGCUUUGUAUGUUCCAGACAGUACCCCAACCUGGCGGCUUUUAGAAACCACCUGCGCCACCAUCCCAAGUGUAAAAAGGAGACAUCAUACAGCAAUAUUCAGGAGCUGCAAGCUCAAAGCCCACAUAAUGGCGUACCUUCUGGGGAUACUGGAGAGCUUCUGAUCAGUUCCUCUGCUUCUAGUGUCCCUCUACCAGAUCCUUAUGCUUCCCAGGAAAACACUAAUGAAUACUCAAACCCACUUUAUAAUAAUAUUAAUACAAGUUUACAAAACCGAAGCUCAGUCCACCUUCCUUCCCAAACCCACAAAACCCGUUACAAGUCUUUAAGUAGGCAUGGUGGAGUCAGAUCUGCAAGAAUAUCUGGCAGAAGGAGGAGACUAGUUGCAGCUCGCAGCUUAGAUGAAUCAGCUCAGAACGCCUCAAAAAGGGAUUCUCCAAAUGCAUCAGAGACUUCAGACAGACCUUUUCAAAUAUGUCAGUUCUGUGGUAAAGUGUUCCUUUUUGUUGAUGAGCUCUUGAAACAUCUUUCUGAGAGCUGUGAUAGCUCCAAGUGCAAUAAAGAAAACGGGUCUACAAAUACUGUAAACCAAGUGGACAUUCGAGAAAGACCUCCCCUGUCUCUCUCCAGAGUUGGUCAGAAUAGGGAGACAGAAGAAGCAUCUCUGCAACGUCCGUUCCGCUGUGAAGUGUGUGGUAGGAGCUAUAGGCAUGCUGGGAGUCUAAUUAACCACAAACAGACCCACAAAACUGGCAUUUUCCGUUGUGCAAUUUGUCAGAAGCCCUUCUUUAACCUUAUGGCUAUGAAGAAUCACAACCGCAUCCACUUUGAGCUGAAGAGACACAAGUGUCUGGACUGCAGCAAAGCUUUUCGCCUACGCAAACAGCUGGAAACACACCAAAGAAUACACCGGGAAAAAGUGUCGGCUAAAAGGCCUGGCCGACGUAAACGUCGAGUUGCCCGAUCUCGUAGAGGCUCUGCUUUACAAAAGCGAAAGUCACUGUGUGAUGAUGUCCCCGCUUCCAAUGUGAGUAAAGAUUCUUCUGUUAAAGACAAGGAAGGAAGAGGCCAAAUCAGUCUUGGUGCUUCAGUGAAGAGCGAUCCUGACUCCCGGCCUUACCAGUGUAAGGAAUGUGGACGUUCUUAUCGGCAUGCAGGGAGUCUUUUUAACCACAAGAAAAGCCAUACCAUGGGACACUACUGCUGCUCCAUAUGUAGCAAAACCUACCCAAACCUCAUGGCCAUGAAAAACCAUCAGCGAACUCACUAUGAAGCAAAGAGGCACACUUGUGGAGAGUGUGGUAAGACUUUUAAGUGGAAGCGGCAGCUGAUUAGACAUCAGCGCGUCCACGUCAAAAAGCAGAUUAAACAAGAAAAUGACACUUCAGCAUUAGAGCCUUCUGCUGUGAGCACAGAUCUUCCAGGAGCCAUAGCAUCAUUUACCCAGGAACUUGAUGGCAGUCCAUCCAAAGCUCUAAAGAAAGCCACAUUACAGCCUAAAUGUACCCAUUGUGGAAUAUUAUUCCUCAGUUACGAUGACCUGGAAAGUCACAUGUGCAAAGAAAGCCGUGUUACUGAAGGCCCAGUCAAAGUGGAAAACUGGCAAAAUGAAGCGGACAGAACUCUAGAUCCAUCACAGGGGUAUCAGGCAGAGGAACGGCCUUACCGGUGCAACUUGUGUGGCCGUACGUAUCGUCACGCCGGAAGUCUGCUCAACCACAAGAACACUCAUAAGACUGGGCUGUACAAAUGCUCGGUCUGCCUUAAGCAGUUCUUUAAUCCCAUGGCGAUGAAGAACCAUUUCCGUACUCACACGGCAGAGAAACGCUUCCAGUGCCUUGAGUGUGGCAAAGCAUUUCGCUCUUCCCGAGAGCUGAUUUGUCAUCAGAGAGUCCACACUGGUGAAAGGCCUUUCCAUUGCCUGACCUGCAAUCGUGGAUUUAGCAGCAAGCUAACUCUUCGGCAUCACCAACGGAGCCACACGCAAUUACCUUCACUUACUACUCAGACUGUUUCUUCCUCGCAAGAUGUACCAGUUGAAGGUACGAAGGACUGCGCGGAGGAUCCCUCAGCUUCUGCUGAAGGUGCAUCUCACCACGAUUCUUCAAAUGCCCAAGAGGAACGUAGGUUCAAGUGCAACCAAUGUGAUCGAUCUUACCGGCACGCAGGUAGUUUGCUCAACCAUCGUAAAACUCACAGCACUGGGGUCUACCAAUGCCCAGACUGCCACAAAGAGUUCUUCAACCUCCUUGCCCUGAAGAACCACCUACGUAUCCACCGAUACCCAUGUCCGGACUGUGGUAAAGCUUUUCGUAUUGCCAGCCACUUAGCUACUCAUCGUAAGAUCCAUGAGCAAGGAGGACCUUUCACCUGCCAACACAGCACCCAAGAAACUGACCUGCUAGAGCCUCAACCCCUCGGCAACUUGAUGGUGGAAGUCACAUGAAGGCGACUGAAGUUGGUCAGGGCACUACCCAGUCACUCAUAUGAGUGCACCACCUCCUGAAUUAAAGACUGAGGUUGCUUUUAAUGCUUUUUUUUUUUUUUUUUCACGUUUAUCUGUGUGCCAUAAAUACUUUAAAGUCCGCCUGUAAAUAAGAAAGCUUAGCAAUGAACAGACCCCAACACUUUCUAAAUUUUAAACAAAAAGUGGUACAGGUUUUCUUUAUUCCUUAACUUUACUGCUUUUCUUUUACAUUUCUGUUUUUUAUAAAAACUGCAAAAAAGAGGGGGGGAAAAAAACCCCCCCCCAAAGAAAAUAACCCUUUUAGCAGAUGCACUUCUGUGAAAUAUAAUGGUGCUUUAACUGGAUUUUGGACACUGUUCUGAGUGUCUCUUAUAGAGAUAAGAUGUAACACAUCAGCCCUAUCCCUAGUUAGAGGAUCACUGCCCCUGUUAUUAGUAUUAUAAACAUUCAGGUGGGCGGGGAGUAUACGUUAGGGGCAGCACAUUAGCUCGAAAAGGGUUACACUGCCCACCUAUAAGGCUGUUGUUGGAACUCAUUCUAGGGGGCGGUCUCAGCCCGAAGCACUGUGCAGCCAUGGGGUUAAUUUAUAUUGUACAGAGUUCUGGGAACCUGUAUACUCACAGUGAGGGAUGGGGAUGAUACACAUAAAUUAAUAUGGAAAGUC